AUGGCGAAAUGCAAAGAGCAUCCUCUUGAUGUUGAUAUCGAUGAGAAGGACUUGAGCAUCGGAAUAACGACUCAUGGUCUUCUAAUUCUUAUCGCUGCUUUAUCGUGUCUCGUGGCGUGUCUGGUCUCGGCUUACCUGAUAUGCAAGCAUGCACAAAAUUUUACCAAGCCUUCGCAGCAGAGACAAGUGAUUCGCAUACUCUUUAUGGUGCCUGUGUAUUCCAUUGCAUGCGUCUGCAGUAUAAUCUUCUACCGUCAGCACAUUUACAUCGCCGCCACCUACGAGUUCUACGAAUCGCUUGUCAUCGCCGCCUUCUUCCUACUUCUUUGUCAAAUUCUGCACGUCAACCUGGCUAUCUUGCAGACUGACCUUGCCGAGCUUCAGCCUAAGCCCUGGAUACCCCCUAUUCGUCUAGUUGCCUACUGUUUUGGAAAUAGGACAGGGAAGGCUUUAAAUGGCCAAAUAUGGUUCAACACCAUCUGUGUUGGUGUGCUGCAAUUUUGCGUUGUCAAGUUUCUAGGAGCGCUGGUCAAAUGCAUCACUGAAGCUGCAGGCGUAUAUUGCAAAGAGUUAAACAGUGCUUCUCAUGCCAAGAUCUGGGUGAUGGUGGUUGAGAUUAUAUCCAUGGUUUCAGCCAUGAUGUGCCUGCUACAGUUUUACAAGGAGAUCCGUCACCGAAUUGCUGAACAUCAACCCAUGUUGAAGUUUCUGGCUAUCAAGCUAGUUAUCAUGGUAUUUUACAUACAAUCAUUCAUCUUCAGUUUUACCACCAAGCCAGGUGGACCUGUGAAGCCUACCGCACAUAUUUCCUACCCAUCUUGGGCGGUUGGUAUCCCCAAUACACUUCUAUGUAUCGAGAUGGUAUUCGCGUCCGUUCUGCACCUCUAUGCCUUCCCGUAUCGUCCAUACCAGAACAACCAGACUUGCAGCAACGAGGAUUCGGAAGCGCUUGAACGAACGGAUCAAUCAGAAGGCGUAUAUCAGGGGCUAAGUACCGCAGAUUCUCACUACGACUCAAUCUGGUCUGGAGGCACCAAGCGGUCUGCUAAGCCCCGGACAUCCGCCAGAGGUGCAGUGUUACAAGCGCUCGGCUUCAAAGAGAUUCUGCAGGGAAUUGGAAAAGCUGCGAAGUGGUUUUUUGUUUUGCGGAGACGACAACGUUGA
Messenger RNA from Fusarium odoratissimum NRRL 54006, 1164 nucleotides. RefSeq lists its product as uncharacterized. Lineage: Eukaryota; Fungi; Ascomycota; Sordariomycetes; Hypocreales; Nectriaceae. The transcript has 6 exons. The record is from RefSeq and is a predicted model, not a curated record. Gene Ontology annotation, molecular function: transporter activity. Gene Ontology annotation, biological process: transport. The coding region runs from base 1 to 1164 and encodes 387 amino acids.